AUGUCGUCAAUUUCGAUCGGUAGCGGUGGCAAGAAGCUGCCUUUGGUUGGAUUCGGCCUAUGGAGAAUUGACAAUGACUCCUGUGGUGACGCUGUCUACAAUGCCAUCAAAGCUGGCUACAGGAUGUUUGAUGGUGCUUGCGACUACGGCAAUGAAGCCGGAGCCGGUGAAGGCAUCACUCGCGCUAUCAAAGAUGGACUAGUCAAGCGUGAGGAUCUAUUUAUCGUCUCCAAGCUUUGGAAUACCUACCAUGAAGCGCAUCGAGUGCAAGAAAUCGCCCAAAAGCAACUGGCGGAUUGGCAGGUGGACUAUUUCGAUCUGUAUCUGAUUCAUUUCCCCAUUGCCUUGAAAUACGUCGAGCCAUCGGUCCGUUACCCGCCUGGAUGGUUCUACGAGGAUAGUCGCGUGGAGACCAGCAAUGCCAGUAUCCAGGAAACCUGGCAGGCAAUGGAGAAGCUGGUGGAUCAGGGCUCUGUCAAAAACAUUGGUGUAUCCAACUUCUCGGGCUCCUUGUUGAUGGAUCUGCUACGCUAUGCACGGAUCCAACCUGCGGCUUUGCAGAUUGAGCUUCACCCAUACCUAGCUCAGGAUCAUCUCGUUCAGUUUGCGCAGAAGAACGGUCUUGCUGUUAUGGCCUUCUCUUCUUUUGGAGGUGUGUCGUAUCCGCAGCUGGAAGGCACUGAAGCCGGAAAGGUCUUGUCUCUUCUCGAGCAUCCCGAGAUUGUCUCGAUUGCCCAACGAGUGCAAAAGACGCCAUCGCAGGUUCUUCUCCGGUGGGCGACCCAGCGUGACAUUGUGGUCAUCCCGAGAAGCACCAAUCUCGAACGGAUGGGCUUGAACUUGACAUCGACUGGAUUUGAUUUGGAGGAAAGCGAUAUCAAGAAGAUCAGCUCUUUGGAUAUUGGGCUCCGGUUCAAUGACCCCAUGCAGUUCCUCGGCCAAUUCCCCAUCUAUUAUUGA
Penicillium brevicompactum is the source of this 960-nucleotide messenger RNA. RefSeq lists its product as uncharacterized. Gene Ontology annotation, cellular component: cytosol. The record is from RefSeq and is a predicted model, not a curated record. The transcript is spliced from 3 exons. Bases 1 to 960 code for a protein of 319 amino acids. Gene Ontology annotation, molecular function: aldose reductase (NADPH) activity. Lineage: Eukaryota; Fungi; Ascomycota; Eurotiomycetes; Eurotiales; Aspergillaceae.